AUGGCCUCCGUGUCUUCGCCGGCGCCGGAGUCUUCCACGGCUGCGACUACGCCUGAGAUAUAUCAACUGGCGAUUUCACUACCUCCUGGUUUCUUCUUCCAACCCAGUCCUGAUGAUCUCCUCUUCUACUACCUAAAAGGGAAAGUGUCGAACGAGGAUUUUACUGAUGCAAUUGCGGAGGUGGAUAUCUACAAGUACGAAGCCUGGGAUUUACCAGGGCAUUCAAAGCUCAAGUCCACCACGAAUGUAUGGUUUUUCUUUACUCCGGCAAGGAAGUAUAACCGCGGUUCUAGAACAAAACGGGUGACUCCACAUGGGAGGUGGAGAGUGAAGCUAACAGAAGGUGGUGGUGGCUCUAAGAAGAAAGAGUUCAAAGAUCAAAACAGUGAUCUCAGCGGGACAAUGAAGCCAUUCAAUUUCUACACUAGGAAUAUUGACAAAAAGGAAAAGCUUACUUCAUGGAGCAUGGAAGAGUAUCGCUUGGAUAACUUUGACACUUUUUCCUUGUGCAAGUUGUUUCAGAGGAAGAAGGAGGAGGAGGAACCCAAUCCGGCCAUGGUUGAGCAGCCGACAGAGAUAGCUCAGAACAAAAAUGUCCAACAAGAAGGUGGAGACAAUACGCUACAUGACACCUCAUCAUCUUCCUCAGAUGACGAUGCCGCCACGGCAUUGCUCAUGAUCCCACAAGCCCGCACAUAG
Molecule: messenger RNA, 699 nt
Organism: Camelina sativa (false flax)
Lineage: Eukaryota; Viridiplantae; Streptophyta; Magnoliopsida; Brassicales; Brassicaceae
Source: RefSeq, a predicted model, not a curated record